GAGAUCGACUCCAACGCGGUGGAGGACCGGUGCGGCGUCUGCCACGGGGACGGCUCCACCUGCCACACCGUCAAGAAGACCUUCGAGGACAGUGAAGGGCUCGGUUACGUCGAUAUUGGGAUUAUCCCCGUGGGAGCCCGGGAGAUCCGGAUUGAAGAAGUCGCAGAAGCCGGGAAUUUUCUGGCGCUGCGGAGCGAGGACCCGGAGAAGUAUUUCCUCAACGGUGGCUGGACCAUCCAGUGGAACGGGGACUACAGGGUGGCGGGGACCACCUUCACCUACAGGAGGAUGGGGAACUGGGAGAACCUCACCUCCCCGGGGCCCACCGUGGAGCCCGUGUGGAUUCAGCUGCUGUUCCAGGAGACCAACCCUGGCGUGCGGUACCAGUACACCAUCCAGCGCCCGGCCGACAGCGAGAACGAGAUCGAGCAGGCGGAGUUCCUCUGGCGCUUCGGCUCCUGGACCACGUGCACCGCCACGUGUGGGACCGGGGUGCAGCGGCAGAUCGUGCACUGCGUGGAGAAGCUGGCCGGCAUCGUGGAGGAGCGGUACUGCGACGCGCUCACCCGCCCCGACGACCAGCAGAGGACGUGCAGCGAGGAGCCCUGCCCGGCCAGGUGGUGGGUCGGCGAGUGGCAGAAAUGCUCGGCCACCUGCGGCCCCUCGGGGCUGAUGAAGAGGACGGUGCUCUGCAUCCAGAGCGUGGGGCUGGACGAGCAGAGGGCCUUGCAGCAAGCAGACUGCCAGCACCUCUCCAAGCCGGACGCCACCGCUCCUUGUCACCGAGAGGUCCCCUGUCCCUCCCAGUGGGCCGUGGGCAACUGGUCCGAGUGCUCCACGACCUGUGGAAACGGGACACAAAGGCGCCCAGUUUACUGCAGCAACAGCACUGGAGCAGCUUGUGACCCUGCAGAAAGACCCAGCUCGGAAACUAUUUGCUCCUCGCCGCAGUGCCAGGAGGAAUUAGACAAUGCCAACACGGACUGGUCUGGCAGUGGGUCCUCCAGCAGAGAGAUAUUUAAUGAAAUCCAUUACAUCCCCAGCAACCACAUUGCUAAAUUUAACCCCUUAAUUCCAAAUAUUCCAGAGUCCAAUGAUGUCAAUGUCAUCACUGAGGAGGACUUCUCAACCAAGAAGGGAAAUGUCUUUGUUGAUGAUUUUUACUACGAUUAUAAUUUUAUCAACUUCCAUGAGGAUCUGUCUUACUAUCCCUUCAUGGAGAAAGAGACCAAAGGCGAGGGGCAUAAGCCAGAGCUGAGCACCAACGACGUGGAGGGGUCCCGCGGGAUGCCCACCGAUGUCCUGCACACGGUCAAGCCAGGAGGAGGGGGAAUUGAGGCCAAUCUAGUGACCAGUGAAGCAAACGCUCUUGCUCCGGUGCAGAGCGAAGGAGAGACGGAGCCUGGGGGUUUAGCCAUGAAUGACCUCCUGAGCGUGGUCCCCGAGGAUGCGGGGACAGCUGCUCCCAAAUAUGCCAUCCGUGACCUCAUGGGUAAGGAGGAGGAUGCAACGGGUGUGCCCCGCUCGGAGGACCACCUGCCCACCCAGGGCACCACGAGCCACGACUCUGCAAACAGCCACGACCACCCGCCCCUGGAUGAGCCCCGUGGAGCCAUGCCGACGAGGACCGAGGGGCCGGGUGACGCCGGCCCUGAGGAGCACUACGUGGCCGGCUCUGUGGAGAGAGGCCGUGAAAGCUCAAGGGAAACGGGUCUUGUCGUCACCAGUGACGGUAACGGUGCUGCCCCCAAGACCAAGGAGCGGGAAGGGUGGGCAGAAACGCCGGAGGGGACAGCAGGCACGCAUGCCGACGAGCAAUCCCGCGCCCCACGAGGCAGGCAGGGCACCAGCCCGGAGCUCCGCACCCCCAAAUCCCUGCCCUCAGCCCCCUCGGUGGCCACUACAGCCUUUCCAGCAGCAGUGUCCUUGUCCCCCGCCGUGCCCGGGCCAGCCACCCAGCUCACCUCCAGCGGCCUCACCCGGCAAGACGCCCUGGCACCAGCCGUGCCCACAGCCCCGGCUCACAGCCCCCCUGUGCACCCAGCAGGGGCAUCGCCUUCCGAGUCUCCACCAGCGUGGUGGACCGUGGGGGUGUCCCACCACCCAGAGCCGGCGUCGCCCCGUGCCCACCACACCUCCCACGGGGCCCCGCUCGGCAGCACCACGCCAGGGGAGCGCUCCCCGUGGGCGACCCCAGGGACGUUUGCUCUCAGCGAUGGGGAGUACGCGUUAUCCCAGCCCACCCCUGCUUCCCUGCCACUCUGGGAGAAGGAAGAGACGGAGAAGGAGGCGGCUUUACUUCCACCAUCAACCACCGUGGCAGCCACUGCGAUGCCCAGCUGGGAGGUCGGGAACUGGAGCGAGUGCUCGGCCACCUGCGGCGUGGGCGCGAUCUGGAGGACCGUGCGCUGCAGCUCCGGCAGCGACGACGGCUGCGCCGCGGCCAACAAACCCGUCCCUGCCCGGAGGUGUUCCCUGAGACCCUGUUCGUCGUGGCGCGUGGGGAACUGGAGUAAGUGCUCCAGGAGCUGUGGCGGGGGGAUGAAGGUUCGGGACGUCCAUUGCAUCGACACCAGAGACCAGAGG
Messenger RNA from Leptosomus discolor (cuckoo roller), 2586 nucleotides. The record is from RefSeq and is a predicted model, not a curated record. Lineage: Eukaryota; Metazoa; Chordata; Aves; Leptosomiformes; Leptosomidae.